This is a messenger RNA of Aaosphaeria arxii CBS 175.79, 1191 nucleotides long. RefSeq names its product proliferating cell nuclear antigen. The transcript is spliced from 5 exons. The record is from RefSeq and is a predicted model, not a curated record. Gene Ontology annotation, molecular function: DNA polymerase processivity factor activity; DNA binding. Bases 195 to 974 code for a protein of 259 amino acids. NCBI's taxonomy places the organism in Eukaryota, Fungi, Ascomycota, Dothideomycetes, Pleosporales. Gene Ontology annotation, cellular component: PCNA complex. Gene Ontology annotation, biological process: leading strand elongation; mismatch repair; regulation of DNA replication.
CCAGCUUAAUUGAUUUCCUUAGUCAGCCCGCGACGCGUUUUGGGAGAUCGCGUCGCUCGCGACUUUCCCCACGACCACUUUCCGCCUGUCCCUCUAUCUACCUAGAUUUCACCUCACGCACUGCUGUUCUCUCCCAGCUCCAUACCAACUCCCAACACCGAUCAUAACAGUAUAUUCUACUCGUAUCAGCAACCAUGCUUGAGGCACGCUUAGAACAAGCUCAGCUUCUGAAAAAUGUGGUGGAUGCUAUCAAGGAUCUGGUCCAAGACUGCAACUUCGAUUGCAAUGACUCCGGCUUUGCCCUCCAGGCCAUGGACAACUCCCACGUUGCGCUCGUGUCUAUGAUGCUGAAGUCGGACGCCUUCUCCCCCUACCGAUGCGACCGCAACAUCGCUCUUGGCAUCAAUCUCGGCUCGCUCACAAAGGUCCUCCGCGCUGCGGGCAAGGAUGACCUCCUCACAAUAAAGGCCGAAGAUGCACCUGAUGUCGUCAACCUGGUGUUCGAGAGCAAGGAUGUGGACAGGAUCAGCGAGUACGACAUCAAGCUCAUGGAUAUUGAUCAGGAGCAUCUGGGAAUCCCCGAGACUGAAUAUGCUGCGACUAUUUCUCUCCCAUCUGCCGAGUUCCAGCGCAUCUGCAGAGAUCUCAGCGCCCUGUCAGAGUCUGUCUCCAUUGAGUGCACAAAGGAGGGUGUCAGCUUCAAGGCAUCGGGAGACAUUGGUUCGGGCUCCAUUCAGCUCAGGUCCAAUACGGACGUCGAAAAGAACGAGAACAGCGUCGAGAUUGACAUGUCUGAGCCGGUCGCUCUCACGUUCUCCCUCAAGUAUCUCGUCAACUUCUGCAAAGCAAGUGGCUUGUCAUCCCAAGUCAAGCUGUGCUUGUCGAAUGAGGUCCCACUUCUCGUCGAGUACGGCCUCCAGAGUGGAAGUUAUUUGAGGUUCUACCUCGCACCAAAGAUUGGCGACGAGGAAUAAUUGCAGCGCGGACGCGUACGAAAUUAAUUACAUGUCUUCAGGAUACAAUGGGAGAUCAUCAUAGCGUUAUAUGUUUGUGACGGAAAGUGUUAUUCGGGUCGGAACUGGCAUGGUAGAAUAUCAGUGUGGUGUGUUUCGUGGAGUGGGUUCCAGACCGUCGGUACGCGGGAGGUGCCCCGCCGACGUCAGCGCGUCGGGUCGAGCAGAUAACGAAAAA